This is a messenger RNA of Trichoplax adhaerens, 1377 nucleotides long. RefSeq lists its product as uncharacterized. The transcript is spliced from 10 exons. Lineage: Eukaryota; Metazoa; Placozoa; Uniplacotomia; Trichoplacea; Trichoplacidae. The record is from RefSeq and is a predicted model, not a curated record. The coding region runs from base 1 to 1377 and encodes 458 amino acids.
AUGAGCAAACGAUCGGAUAAGCAAUCUAAAACACCAACCGUAGCACAAAGUGCUGCACAACCAGCAAAUGAUAUCAUCCACGGCAGAUUUACUGAAGUCGAUUGGAAUAAUCUCAUAGAACUAGAGUCAGGCACAGAAUUCGCCUUAGAUAUUGUAGAUGAAAUAAUUGAUGGCGCUUUAAGUAUAAUUUAUGAAAAUUACUUACAAAAACAAGUAGUACCUUACGUUAUGGACAAUGUUAAAGCCGAAAUUAUGGAUGUAGUCCAGUGUCAGUUUUUAGCGCGAGAUGAUGGAGAAGACAGGCCUGAAUUUGAUCGGAGUUGGUUGGAAGAUGAAGAACCUCUUGCUAGUACCGUAGAUUCGUGGGCUCAGGGCUCAGUACCUUCGAAACAACCAAUUAUCGAAAGUCCUAUACCAACGGAAGUUGGAACAAGUGCAACUGAAGUUACGGAUACUGAGAGUAUCGAAGUGUUGUCUACGGUUACACCACAUGAAGAAGUGGAAAGUGUAGUUGUUAAGGAAGAUAUUGAAGUAAAAAAGAUUAAAGUAAAACCUGAAAAACCAAAAGAGAAAAAAAAGUUAAAAGUUAGACGAUAUCGUGGCAAAGUGCCUACUUGGAAGACUAUAGAACCAAAACCUGGCGUCGAUCUUCUAGAAGGCGACGACGAUAGUGACAUUAACACUAAACGAAGCGGCACAUUUGAGCCAAGACCAGCAAUUUUAAAGGUACAACAAGGCCGGCCGCCUGGUAUGAAGGACGUGACUUACGAUGAAAAAGGGAAUGUAAUCCAUGUUGUUAAAUUAACUGUUGAUACUUUGCCUACUCAUAGAAUUGGACCAAAAUAUAAGAUUAUCGAUCCAAGCCAUGAAAUUGAAGCAGCGGCUCGUAUGAAAGCAUUAAGAAUGGGAAAAGUUGGUAAUGUAAGAAAAGAGGCUCAUCAAAUCAAGCAGUUAGCACGCACUGGAGCUGUCACUUCUAAAUUAGCUGUCGAUAGCAUCGUUCAUGCGAGAGUCGCUAAAGAAAAAGCACUAGAACUUGAAAAAGACAGGGAACGUACUUCUUCACCGAUAGAUCCGGAUAAAUUAGCCUUACAGUCUUCGGAAAAAAUGCAAAAUAUAACAGCUCUGCCAUUAUCACUGGUCGAUACUAUGGAACUAUCACCAGGAGUAGUAAUAAAAGAUGGAGAUCGUAUUAAAAGAGGACUUCGGCAGACUCAUCGUAAAACAAAUAUGUCAGCUACCUCGCAGCAUUCUAUCAAGAACAAGGUGGAUUUUAAGAAUGAUUAUAUUAUCAGAACAACACCAGUGAUUAAGCCGUUAAGCUCAACGCCACCGUUAACCCCGAUUAAUGCUACAUCAACUUAUCAAGAUAACUGA